AUGUCUGAGACGGUCCUCAGCACUCUGUGCAGCAUCUGUCACACCGAACCGCCAAAGUACAAGUGUCCACGAUGCAACGCCCGUACUUGCUCGCUGCCGUGCAUCCAGAAACACAAGGCCCGGGCCGACUGUGAUGGCCAGCGAAACCCCAGGGCUUUCAUGCCCUUGAAUCAGCUCAAAACUCCCGCUGGGAUUGACCACGACUUCAACUUUCUCUCAUCCAUUGAGCGAGCCCGUGAACGAGCCGAAAAAGACGUCGUCGAGGCCCGCCAAUUGCUGAGCGAGCAGGAGCUGCGGCCCCAGAACCAGGACAAAGUUUUCCACAAGGUCUGGUACGGUGACGAGCUUCGCCAUGUACCAGUCCAAACCCAACCCUACAAGAAACCUGGCCGGCCGCAAGAAGCAAUCGCGUUGAUCGAUGGUUUUGACAAACAUGUCCGGCGGCGACUGCGAUUCCUCGGGAUCGAAGCCAUCACGAUGCCGAAAGGCAUGGCCCGGUCGAGAGACAACAAGACGUCCUGGAAUAGGCGGACACAAUCCAUCAACUGGCGGGUGGAGUGGCUCAUCUAUCGAGCGUCCGACCUAGGUUUCCCAGGACACAAAGACCACCAACAACCGCUCCGCAUCCUCUUUAAAGCCCUCGAAGGCACUCCUCUCCACGCCGGGCUAGCGACCGCCCUCGACUGGCACCGCGGCCAACUCGACCGCCAAAGCCAUGGCCAGCCCGACCCAGCCGAGACCGACAACGAAUCCGACCCCGACGAGCCUUCCUCCCCCCCGCCCCCAAAGAAACGCAAGACCCUCCAUGCCAACCACAAAAGCAACAAAAAGCAUCCGCAACCCCAAUACCAAUCGCCAACCCAAGACCCAUCAACCUCCACCUGGCCCGCCGCCCCCCACACCUCCCAAUACCCCUUCACCAGCGCCUGGUCACAGACAACCACCCACCCCCACAUCGACCGAACCCUAGAAGAAGAGCUCCUAACAUGGGAUUUCUACCUCGUCGGCGCCGCAACCGGCUCCGCCGCCGCCGCCAAAGACGACCGGCCUCGCAAGACGAACAAGACGGUUGUGCCGCUCAGCGCGGCCGAAAACCUUGCUAGCGCGCUGGCGGGUCGGACGGUGCUUGAGUUUCCUACGGUCAUGGCGGUGCCGAGAGGAUGGGGCGUGCCGCAGGGGUGUGUGGUGGGGCUGGGGGAGCGGAGGCAGCCGCGGGGCGCUGGAGAGAGAGUGGAGGGUUUGGAGAGGGAGAGGGGGGUGCGGGGUGGUGGUGGUGGUGAGAGGGUUGCUGGUGGGAAUAACACCAACAACAACAGCAAGAAAAGGGCGUUUGAGGGUGGGUAUAAAGCUCGUGAGUGGGGUCAGAGAGGCGGUGUGAGGGGUGGGUUUGGGAGGGGAGGGAAGAGGGCCAGGCAUGACACGAGGGGCCCCCCGCAGGCGGUUGUCGAACAGCCGGGGGAGGAGGCUGAGGAGGGAGAGGUUAACAGUGACGGUGGGGAGGUUAUCGCCACCAUUGAGGCGCCUUUCGGUGUCGGGUCGCGGGUGGAUAUUGACUGGGGGGCUAGCAGCGUCACAGUCGGUCGGGAAGCUGACUACGGCAGUGUUCCAUAUGGUCGGGAGGUCGCUCCUAGUAGUGUUACAGUCGGCCGCGACGAGGAGGAUGGAGAGAUUCAAGAGGUGCCUGGAGAAAGGAGGCUUCAGGGUGGGCUUGUUGAUUACGGGUCGACGGAUGAGUCUGACUGA
Chaetomium globosum CBS 148.51 is the source of this 1743-nucleotide messenger RNA. RefSeq lists its product as uncharacterized. Lineage: Eukaryota; Fungi; Ascomycota; Sordariomycetes; Sordariales; Chaetomiaceae. The coding region runs from base 1 to 1743 and encodes 580 amino acids. Gene Ontology annotation, biological process: box C/D snoRNP assembly; maturation of LSU-rRNA from tricistronic rRNA transcript (SSU-rRNA, 5.8S rRNA, LSU-rRNA); snoRNA localization. The transcript has a single exon. The record is from RefSeq and is a predicted model, not a curated record. Gene Ontology annotation, cellular component: nucleus; pre-snoRNP complex.